AUGGCUGGCCGCAAAAGAACCAGGGCAUCUCGGUCGCAGCCCGCCACCCCCGGCCUGCCAGAUGUCUACCAAGAGAUGCUGCUUGAGGCAGGCGCUGCUACUGGUCCUUCCACUUCAGCUUCCUCCGAGCCGCCAUUGAAGAAGCUCAAGCGACCUGGACAGAAGACUGUCCGAGUCGAUCCGCCCAAGGCCCCAGAGCCGGACGAAGACGAUGAUGAAGAUAUUGAAUUUGAAGACGUAGCUCUCCCCCCGCCAACUUUCCAGACCAUGGAAAGAGAUUUAGACGAGGAAGAAUCCGAAGAUGACAUCGAAUUCGAGGAUGUCGAUUUCGGCGCCGUACACCCGGAUGUGGAGGUCACAGAGGAACCGAAGAAGCUUACACUCAAUCUAUCAGCCCAUGCGCCGAUGACACCUGCAACCAAGAAGGGCGCCGAUAGAAGAAAGCCAAUCUCGAAGGAGGAGAGGGAACGCCGCAUAACAGUACACCGGACACAUCUGCUCUGCCUCAUGCUGCACUGCGCUUUGAGAAACCGAUGGUGCGACGAUGGAGAAGUACAGAAAUCAAUGCGUUCUCUUUUGACCAAGAAGAUCGUCAAUUAUCUGAAUCCUUCAUCAGAUCUGCCACAAUUUGGUCAAACACAAUCUCUCAAAGCUGGUCUUGAACAAGCUGGGUCCAUUUUCAAGGCCAAGUUUCAUAUCACAGAAAAGGGAUUGCGCCGGGCUCUUUGGGCUGAGGACCCCGAGCACAUCUCCAAGUACGAACCACCGAGCAACAUGGACUCAUGCUUGGAAAGAUCCGAUUUCAGGGAGGCUGCCAGAAAGCUACAGGGUUCUCGAGAUGUCGGUGCUCAGCUAUACUGUGCCCUGCUGCGAUCUGCUGGGAUCCGCGCCCGCUUGGUUUGCUCUCUGCAGCCACUUUCUUUCGCCUCAGGUGGUCCCACGCUCCCCAAACCCCGUAGCCUGAAGACACCAUCAAAACCUACAAGAGCAGAACAGAUUCAGGCACAGGUAGCCAAGUAUUCAAUGACUGGAGAAGGGUCAUUGCCAUCAGAUAUGAGCAAGGCUUCGCCUCUUCGACGGCUUGGCCACCCAAACGCCGCGGCUUACCACUUACCGUCGAUACCAGCAUCACCCCCGAAAGCUCGACAGCUGAAAGAGACUCAGACUAAUAUCCGCGAGUCGCCAUUUCCGGUUUACUGGGUAGAAGUUCUUGAUAUUGCUCAUCAGAAAUGGCAGCCUGUGGAUCCGCUGGUUACAAAUUCGAUGUGGAAACCUCGUGCCAUUGAGCCACCGGCCUCCGACCGAGAAAAUUGCCUGACCUAUGUGGUUGCCUUUGAAUCUGACGGUACUGCGCGAGAUGUGACCAGGAGGUACGCCAAGGCAUAUGCGGCAAAGACAAGAAGAUUGCGUGUCGAAACUGCCGUUGAGCGAGGCGACCGGUGGUGGCGCAAGGCUCUUGAACCGUUCACUCGACGUUCAAAAACCGAUCUUGACCAGAUUGAAGACAACGAAUUGAUGGCUGUCGAAGGCCGUGAACCUAUGCCAAGAAACGUGGCAGACUUCAAGGACCACCCCGUAUUUGCGCUGGAAAGGCAUUUGCGGCGCAAUGAAGUUCUUGUACCAGAAGCGCAGCCCGCCGGGACGGUCUCGGCGGGAAGCAAAGCGCCGUUGGAGAAGGUCUACCGGCGUAGGGACGUGCGGGUUGCGCGUAGUAGGGACAAAUGGUACCGCAGCUAUGGACGCGAAGUGAAGCCAAUGGAAGUUCCGGUCAAGUUUCUUCCUCGAAGAUCCAACGCCAGGCCAGGCGAGUUUGUUGAUGAUGGAUACGGCGGCGAUGAGAGGGACGCGGCAGGUAUGCCGGUAUUUACCGAAGAGCAGACAGAGCCUUACCAUGCCCCGCCAGUCGUCAAUGGUCGUGUGCCAAAGAACAAGUUUGGCAACAUUGAUUUAUACGUGGCGAGCAUGGUACCGCAAGGUGGUGUUCACGUCACGGACGAAUUCGACGCUGCUGCGCGCGCCGCUUACAUACUAGGGAUUGACUACGCGCCAGCGUUGACAGGGUUUAAUUUCAAGGGGAAGCAUGGUACAGCUGUGCUGAAUGGCGUGGUAGUAGCACGAGAGCAUGAAGAAGCUGUUCGGGCUGUGAUGGAAGGUCUGGGAGACAUGGAAGCACAAGUAGAGCGGAGCAAGAGGUCUUUGGCUGCGGUUCGAAUGUGGAAGAGGUUUCUUACAGCACUCCGGAUCCGGGAGCGCGUAUGGGCCGGAGUGGACCCGGAGGAGAGAGCCGAAGAGGAGAGGGAAAUGGUUGGGGAAAUAGCGGAAAUAUUCGAGGAUGAGGAAAGUAUGACGACAGGCGGCUCCAUGGUUGAGGGUGAUAAUCAAGGUAGGGGAUGUCUAGCACAGGACGAAGCAUUCGGGGGAGGCUUUAUAACUGAAGAAGAUGCGAGUCAAGGCAGGCCUGGAGGUUUCAUGGUUGGUAACGAGAGCAAACAUGGUGGUGGGGGUUUCGUGGCUGAAGAAGUGGAAGUGAAAGUGGAAGAGGAAGAGGGCGGUGGCGGAGGCUUUGUUGCUGGGGAUGAGGAUGGCGACAGCGACCGCGGUGUAGGCUUCGCCGCUCAGGACGUGGAAGAAAGCAGAGGCUUUGCAGCUAAUGAGGAGGGAAAGACCGACGAAAGGGAUUUCGACAUGGGGUUAGACGACCUUUCGGUUCUCGGAGCGGAAAAAGACGACGACGGUGAACUUGAAGAUGCACCGAGCGACGUUACAGAGGAGUAUGACAUGGAGGAGGAGGACGGUGGAGGAGGAUUCCUAGUGGAGUAG
Colletotrichum gloeosporioides is the source of this 2820-nucleotide messenger RNA. Its product is annotated as DNA repair protein rhp41. The transcript is spliced from 2 exons. Bases 1 to 2820 code for a protein of 939 amino acids. Gene Ontology annotation, molecular function: damaged DNA binding; single-stranded DNA binding. The record is from RefSeq and is a predicted model, not a curated record. Gene Ontology annotation, biological process: nucleotide-excision repair; mismatch repair. Lineage: Eukaryota; Fungi; Ascomycota; Sordariomycetes; Glomerellales; Glomerellaceae. Gene Ontology annotation, cellular component: XPC complex; nucleotide-excision repair factor 2 complex; cytoplasm.